This is a messenger RNA of Triplophysa dalaica, 2405 nucleotides long. It is a transcript of the gene grtp1b, whose product is annotated as growth hormone regulated TBC protein 1b. The transcript has 8 exons. The record is from RefSeq and is a predicted model, not a curated record. The coding region runs from base 171 to 1277 and encodes 368 amino acids. NCBI's taxonomy places the organism in Eukaryota, Metazoa, Chordata, Actinopteri, Cypriniformes, Nemacheilidae.
AACGUCGCUUUAUUAGAGCAAAGCAACAACUUAGAUCUAUUAUAAAUAAUUUUAUUGAAACGGCAUUGUAUAGCAAUAUAACCUACUAGCAAUAUAGUUUAGCAGUAGACUGGACUGUAAAAUUACAAUAUACCCAAACUUGACGUUUAAGCAAAAGCAAAGGUAAGUUUAUGUGGGGGUGGAGUUUAUGUGAACUGACCUCAGCUGGAGUCAAAAACCCGACCCGUUGGAAAGAGAAGCACCUUUCUAAAAUGGAGAUUCACCUUAAUGAUAAAAGCACGCCCGUUGCCUCUAAAAGCACCUGUCUGCGGGUAGACCAAUAUGGAUUCGAGAGAUCAGAAGAACAUGAGUCCAAUGAGCAUUUAACUGUUCUUACCAGAAGAUCAAAGAAGUGGUCUAAACUUUUGCAGGGCACUGGUAAUGUAGAGAAGACUCUGAAAGUGAAGCGGUAUGUGAGGAAGGGAGUUCCGUGUGAACAUCGGGCUCAGAUGUGGAUGGCAGCCAGCGGAGCCCAUGAUCAGAUGGGGAGAAAUCCGGGCCAUUAUCACUCUUUAUUAAACGCUCAACAUGAUCAUGAGGUAGAAGAUGCUGUACGUGCUGAUAUUCACAGAACCUUCCCUGACAACAUUCAGUUCCGUGACUCUUCCCAUCCAUGUUUACAAAAAGCCUUGUUUAAUGUGCUUCUAGCAUACGGACAUCACAAUAAGGAUGUUGGGUACUGUCAGGGAAUGAACUUUGUUGCUGGAUACCUCCUCAUUAUCACCAAAGAUGAGGAGAAGUCUUUCUGGUUAAUGGAUGCUUUACUUGGCAAGAUCCUGCCAGAUUAUUACACACCAAAUAUGCUGGGCCUUCAAAUGGAUCAAGAGGUGCUUGGAGAGCUUAUUAGGUUAAAAGUUCCUACCGUCUGGAAGGUUUUGAAUCAGCACAAUGUAAUGUGGACUUUGGUGGUCUCAAGGUGGUUCAUCUGCCUUUACAUCGACAUCCUUCCAGUUGAGACAGUGCUUAGAAUAUGGGACUGCCUGUUCUAUGAGGGAUCCAAGAUCUUGUUCCGUGUGGCUUUGACACUAAUCCAUCAUCACCAGAACCUCAUCUCUCAGGCUCAGAGUCUCCCGGAAAUAUGUGAACGAUUUAAACAGAUCACCCACGGGGAGUUUGUGGAGGACUGCCAUAGCUUCAUGCAGAAAAUCUUUAUGGAGCCUGGAGGUCUCUCUAUGGCAACAAUCAGUAAACUCAGGGAGGCGUGUAGGAAUCGCAUUACUACUGCAAAGAAAAGCUGAUUCUGUAGACAUGUAUAUCACAUGAACUGUAUGUAUAGUUCAAAAACAGAUUUAGCUAAAUAUGACUAUUUGAGUUAAAAACUACUAUUUAAAGAGUGGUAACAAUUUAAAGGUCCAGUGUGUAAUUUUCUGGAGAUUCUAUUGACAGAAAUGCAAUAUAAUAUACAUAACUGUCUUCGGGGGUAUUACAGCUUGCAUAAAUAAGCGUCAUGUUUUAUUACCUUAGAAUGAGCUAUUUCUAUAUACAUACACCGUGGGUCCCCUUGCAUAUAUUUCGCCCUGUUCUGUCAGCCGUCGCAAUUUUUCGAAUGGGAGGGGAAGGGGUGGAGUGAGCGGUUGGUUGCAAUAGGCUCUUUCCACAAUGACUUAACUUAACUUCCGCCUUUUUCGCAAAGCAGUGUAUCAUAACAUCCGUCUUGUGACAAACAAGAAGAAGAAGAACUUCUGUGUUGCUGUCGCGCUGGAAUUUAACAACAGUGAUUUUUUUACAGAACACGUAUUGAAGUACUUAUCCUAACACCUUCGCUAACACAAAAGGAAAAACAAAACACUUACCUGCAUAAUCAAACAGAUAGUGUUCAACGAAGAAUUUGUAUCCUUUAUCUAGCUGUGAUCUUGUCUUAAGUGAAAAUUUGUCCGCAACAUUUUGUAAAUCAUCUAGCCGUAUAUGCAGCAGUUGUGCAAGGGACUUUAGUUAACUACUUUCUGAGGCGCUAGCAGAAGUAACGAUACACUACUUCGUGGCAGAACAGAAUAUGCACGAUGUCAUGUGAAAAUGGCCUAUUUUGCUGCUAGAUUUCACUGACUGGAACUUUAAGACCAUUUUUAAUUUUUCUGAAUUUACUAUUUAUUGGUAGGUGUUUAGAUGAAAUUAUCAUUUUUGUUUCAUUCUGUAAACUAAAAUUUCAAAUAAAAAUCUGGUUUCUAUUCACAUUUAUCUGGUUUAGCAAGUCAAAAUAACAGAAAAGAUGCUCUGUAUUUUUUCAGACCUGAAAUACCACAAAGAAAACAACUUCCUAUUUACUUUUAAAGGAGCCAGUCUUUGUUGUUUUUGAGUUUUAGAUUAAGAUCUGUGGGUGUUUAUCUAUUGAUGUUCAUGUUUCUAAUAAAAAAAAGCUUUAUAUUUCA